Cephus cinctus (wheat stem sawfly) is the source of this 1826-nucleotide messenger RNA. Its product is annotated as putative gustatory receptor 28a. Gene Ontology annotation, cellular component: axon; neuronal cell body; membrane. The record is from RefSeq and is a predicted model, not a curated record. Lineage: Eukaryota; Metazoa; Arthropoda; Insecta; Hymenoptera; Cephidae. Gene Ontology annotation, biological process: sensory perception of taste. The transcript is spliced from 4 exons. The coding region runs from base 457 to 1722 and encodes 421 amino acids.
CAGAUAUUCCUCUUGGAGCGAAAGAUCCUAAGAUAAAAGUGUAGAGUAUUUAAUCAAUUAAUUCGAAAUAGCAUACAUUUUCAGCGAUCGCGAUCAGUCGAUUAGUAUCGACCUGGGAUCGAUUCUUGAUAACCUCGACAGCUUCUACCGACUACGGACAUGAAGAUUGUCACUAUUCCUUGCUGUAUUAAAUAUUUAACCUAGUCCCGUUCUCGGUAGUCUCUAAUGGCCGCACGCGAUACACGAAUGAGUCUCUCGUCACCUGGACAAAUUCUCGGCAGUUGCUCUCGAGGAAGUCUCGAGUGUCACCGAUGCUAGAGAACCAGGCCUGAGGAUUGCGCUGAAGUGCCGACAGGUGUGAAUUAUCUAAGACCCAAUUGAGUUUAUUGACUAAAAAAGUGUUACGUAUUGCACGAGUGUGUUAAUGGUCUGAUAAAAAAAAAUAUAAUAAUAAUAAUGAAAUAUAAAAUGCACCGAGAACGAAUAAAUCUGAUACUUCUGCAAGUUAUGACAUUCAGCUACAAAGCGAUCGGACUCGCCACCUUCUCGAUCCGAUCAGAAAGCUUCAGGAGCCCGAAAGACUCCAAGGUGUCCGUAGACCCCGGAAACCCUAACGAAACCACCAAAGACGAUAUUUCAUUGAAAUUCGUCUAUUCGAGAUGCAGCAGCGUGUACAACGUCUUACUCGGCUGUUUCUUGUUCGGGAUGAAUUACUCGGGCAUUCCGUCCAUCUACUCCACGUCGUAUUUUAACAAUACGUCAUUGGUUCAAAUAAUCGAAACGACUCAGGCAGUUUGCAGCAUCGUCGUGGUGACCACAGCAAUGUUUGUCUACACCGUCAAGCAGAAGACUGCAGUGCGAAUCGCUGGUAGGAUCAUCCAGAUGGAUCGUAUCUUGCUGAGGAUGGAUGAUGUAUUUCGCGACAACAUCAGCACCUGGCCCUCUCUGUGUUACUUCCUGGGGAGCGUUGGACUCUUGGUAAAUCAUUUGACCUUGGAGGUGAUAGCCUUCGAUGAGGACGUGAUAUCCUUGUUUGCCGUGACGUUUCCCUCCUUCAUCAUCUACUGGCUGAUGCUCCAGUACAUCUUCGUGGUGAACCUGAUCGGACGCAGGUUCAAGGCCACCAACCGCGCGCUGCGUGGUCUCAUCCCGAGGAGCAACGUUGCUGCUGACUUUUAUCCAGGAAUCCCUCUGAACUUGCCUGGAUACGUCGUAGCCAAUAAUUCAGCAACCGGAAGUAUAAGGAAGCUCCAGCUGGUCUACAUGACCCUCUGCGAAGUCUGCCUCGAGGUCUCCGAAUAUUAUGGAGUUCCUAUUCUACUCGCUAUUACGUAUUGUUUUUAUUCCUUGGUCUACAACGCUUAUUAUGUUUUGGGUCCGUUCGUUAUGUCCAGGGAGGAGAUGGAAUUUCUAAUUGUAUUAAAUUCUAUCUCCUGGGUUGUCAUCCUUGUAUCUCCUAUUGCUGUUCUUGCCUGGAGCGUUACCAAGACUGCGACUGAGGCAAAACGAACCAGUGGUGUCGUUCACAAGCUGUUAGAUAGUGCGCUGAGCCGCGAAGCUAAGAUUGAGCUUAAACAAUUUUCUCUGCAGCUUCUUCACAAGAACGUUUCCUUCUCUGCUUUCGAAUUCUUCACUCUGGACUUCACUCUGCUUCAUUCGAUACUCAGCGCGGCGGCCACUUAUCUCAUAAUUCUUCUUCAGUUCCAAAUGAGCGAAAAUUAGCAAUCCAGAAGUCACGAGUCUUGAAUCGAUUGAUUUAAAAAAUUGUCAAAUUCGAAUAUGAUGUAGCUCAUUUUGUAAAUCAUAUAAAGGUUCUUGGAAAUUUA